AUGCUUCCAAUAUUUUCAUUUCUAUUGUUUGUUUUGGCCUGCAAAGCGGAUCACACUGAAGAACGAAACCGGGGAGCUACACUUAAACCGAUUUCAACGUGUUGUGAUAUCCCAGAGUUAGGUGACGAUAAGUAUUUAGCUGAGUGUUCUGUACCUAGAUUGUCUGGACCCUGCAACGAUGUCCAAUGCGUCUUCGAAAAGUCUGGUUUUCUAGUGGACAAGUACACGAUAAACAAGGAAGCCUACAAAAAGCAUUUGCAGAAAUGGCUUGAGGGCCACGAGGCAUGGAAGGAUGCGAUCGACAAAGCCAUCAAAGACUGCGUAGACCGUGACUUAAGGCAGUACCUAGAUUACCCCUGCAAAGCUUACGACGUGUUUACUUGCACCGGUAUUGCUAUGCUUAAGAAAUGCCCUAAAGAGUUCUGGAAAUGCUGA
Messenger RNA from Pieris macdunnoughi, 435 nucleotides. NCBI's taxonomy places the organism in Eukaryota, Metazoa, Arthropoda, Insecta, Lepidoptera, Pieridae. The record is from the annotation of a GenBank genome assembly.